ACGUGCUUUUCUGUUCAGCGGGAUGUAAAGAGUGGCUGGUUGAGUUGCUGUAGUCUUCAUGUCAGCUUGAACAAGUCUGACUGGUCUCCUCUGACCUCUCUGGCAUUUCUACCGGAGAACUGAUGCUCACUGGAUGUUUUUUUUUCCCCUCACCAUUCUAUGUAGACGUGUGUGUGUGUGUGUGAGAGAGAUAGAGAGAGAGAGAGAGAGAGAGAGAGAGAGAGAGAGAGAGAGAGAGAAUCCCAGGAGCUCAGCAAUUUCAUACAUGUCUGGCACUGAAAUCAAUGUUUCCCCAUUCUGAGGUUUGAUGUGAACAUUCCCUUAAACCUUCGCCCUGUAUUCGCAUGAUUUGAUGCAUUGUGCUGCUGUCACAUGAUUAGCUGACUGGAUAAUUGCGAAUUCCUCAACUAAAGAGAUAAAGAGAAGCUAGUGAAGCAAUGACUGACUGUUUAUAGCUACUAUAAUGUGCAGUUUACUUUCUACACCACUGAUAUGAUGUCAGAGGAGCUCCAUGGGCUUUUUGGUGUUAAUAUGUGACUGGAGAACUAGCAGAGGCGUGGCAAACGUGCAGGAACACAUACAAACACUUCUCCCUGGCCAAGCUGAACACUCCGAGAGCCACUCCGAGGACCAGCAGUACGCAUCCGUUCGAGGUUUUAGUGCGCCUGAAAGAUCCGGUCGAGGAUGACUGCGUCUAGAGAUGCCACCAUAUUUAUUGACCUGAGCUUUCUUUCUCCGGAGGAGGAAGCGGUUAUUCAUAAAGUUCUUCUCAGAGACGAGGAUUUGAAAAAGCAUGAGAUUGGACGUGUAAGGAAGCUGAGGGAGGCGGUCCCAGACCCGAAGCAGCUGAAGGUGUUAUCAGGCGAAUGGUUCGAGGAUCUGAAGUCGAAGCGGUACGGCCGCCAGCCGCACGUCUCGGCCGUAGUCCGAUCUUCCAUGAGAUGGAAGAAAUCGGCAGGCCAUAAACCGAACCCCUUCCUGAAGGCUGUGUCCGAGGAUAAAGAUGGAGAAAAGGACAAGCCUCGCCCAGAUGUAUCCGCGGACCCUCGAUCGAUUCACCCAGCUCUCAGCGUGCAGGUGCAGCAGGAAAACACAAAUGAAGCUAUCGUUUUAGAAGAGACCCCUGGCGCUAAAAUAAAUACUCCUGUCCUUCAAGUUAUCGAAGCAGGACGUCAAUCAGGAGCAAAACCUCAAGAGCAAACACCUCGUUUCGAGUCUCUAGAACUAGCGCCUAUGCAGGAGUCGAAGACAAAAGCCGCCGUUACAAAAGAAAUCGACUCGGCCGAAGUCGGAUCGGAUCCUGGAAGAACCGCAAUGAAAGAAGACCGGGGAGUGGAGAUGAGUUUGGAGACCAGACCAAAACGGAGAGAUGGAAACACGUCUAGAAAUUUUGAGAUACGAUCUUUUAGCAAGGCGCAGGAAACGUCAAACUGGGAAAUGCGUCAACUUGGCAGCGCUGACGAGUCGAUUAAGCCCGAGUCAAAGGUUGAGGUUGUCAUAAUCAACUCUAACAACGGUACGGAAACAGAAGUGACGACCAAGCAGGAUAAUCCGAGACCCGGAGUGCUGAUGAAUUCUGGAUAUGGGUUCAAAGAGGACAUUCGGUCUCCGAUACCAAAGAGAAGAUCUGGUAAAGAAAUCAGAGUCUUGAACAUCACCGACAAGCGAACAACUCCGACGAGGAUGGAAGAGUUGAGCGUAGAUUUAAACGUAAAGGAUGAUCCAGGUAUUCUUGAGGAUCUAAAAACAAGUCCAGUUAAUAAGGUAAACGCACCAGAGUGUGUUAAUUUGAACCAAAAGAGUUUAGAUCCAGUACAGAAAGGAAAGGGAAGUGUUGUUGAGGAAAUCAUAGUCGCUGACUUUAAACGAAGAUCUCCAGCAAAGAUGGAGGAAUUAAGUGUUGAUUUAGAUGUGGAGAAGGAUCCAGAUGUUCUUGAAGGCCCAGUUAAUAAUGUAAACACAGCAAAAUGGGCCCAUUUGGACCAGAAUUUAGAUCCAGUUCAGAAAGGAAAGAAAAUCGCUGUUGAGGAAAUCAUAGUCGCUGACUUUAAACGAAGAUCUCCAGCAAAGAUGGAGGAAUUAAGUGUUGAUUUAGAUGUGGAGAAGGAUCCAGAUGUUCUUGAAGGCCCAGUUAAUAAUGUAAACACAGCAAAAUGGGCCCAUUUGGACCAGAAUUUAGAUCCAGUUCAGAAAGGAAAGAAAAUCGCUGUUGAGGAAAUCAUAGUCGCUGACUUUAAACGAAGAUCUCCAGCAAAGACGGAGGAAUUAAAUCUCGGUUUCAAUGUGGAAGCGAAUCCGGAUGUUGAGGAAUUAAAGACCGGACCGGUUCCCAAAGACGUCCAUAAAGAUGAGAACGGAUUAGCAGCCGUGAACGGGGACGAGCUCCCAGAAUCGGUUGUGAACGAGGAAAAAAAUGAGGCUGCUGCAGGAAAAAGUGACUUUGAUGUGGCAUUGAGGACGUCUGAAAGCACUAAUCAAAACAAGAUUGACGAAGCCAGUGAACCAGAAGGUAGUUUUCAAGACAGGGAAGUUGAAAGUGGGAUUUCUGAAAGCGGUAUUCUCGCCAGCGUGUAUGCGCGCGCCACUAGGCCCAAAUGGGGCGUGUCGAAAACCCCUUUCGCACAAGACCCAAUGCAAAAGACUGAAGACGUGAUCCCGACUAUAGUGAUCGUGCCGUCUGAAUCCCAGGAGCCGAAAGAAAUGGAGCGUGUGAAGAACGAGACACCUGCCCCUGAAGCGCUUGUUGAGGUUGCCAAACCUGGCACAGAUACUUGGGAGUAUGAAGGAGUGGACUCGGAUGAGGACGGCAGCUCCGAGUCCAGCCGCGACUCGGAUUUGUCAGGAAAAAGGGGCCAGUUGUCUGCCAGUACGCUUUCAGUCAAAGAGCGCACUGCCAGUUUGCUGAGCGUGUACAGCGAUGCCGGCGACUUCGGGAACGUGUCGGUGCAGGGAUCGGUGGAGUUCGCUCUAAUGUACAGUCCUCUUGGAGAGCUCGUCAUUAUGGUGGAGCAGUGUCAGGAUCUGGCCAUCGCAAACCCGCGCAAACAACGCACAGACCCAUACGUGAAGACGUACCUCUACCCAGACAAGAGGAGCAAGAGGAAAACUUCCAUCAAGAAGCAUACAGUGAAUCCAGUCUAUGUGGAAUCAUUGAGAUACAAAGUAAAACGUGAAGAAUUGCAUGGAAAGACUCUGAAUUUAUCUGUAUGGCACAAUGACUCCCGAGGCAGAAAUGCCUUUUUGGGUCAGGUUGAGAUUAAUCUGAAGGACUGGGACUGGAAACAUGAAGCACUCUCAUGGUACAACCUCCAACCAAAGAACGCAGAUAAUCAGGAAUCGCAGGAAGACCGCGGGGUUUUAAUCGUCUCGCUGAAAUACGUGACUCCCGAAGCCACAGCUGGUUCUACUCUCAGCCGGCCUCUGGGAGAGAUUCACGUCUGGCUGCGAGAAGCGAGAGGUCUGCGUCGUCUAAAGGCUCGAGGAGUCGACUCGUUCGUGAAGUGCUACAUGUUACCAGACACGAGUAAGAAAAGUCGCCAGAAGACUCGCGUGGUGAAGAAGACGCAGGACCCGGUGUAUAACCACACCAUGGUGUAUGACGGCUUCAGAGCAGGCGAAGUGUGUGAGGCCUGCUGUGAACUCACCGUGUGGGACAGCAACAAGCUUUCCAAUCAGUUCCUCGGAGGAGUGCGUCUCAGCCUCGGCACAGGCCAGAGUUAUGGAAAGAAAGUUGACUGGAUGGAUUCCGAGAACGAGGAAGUGGAAAUCUGGAAAAAAAUGAUGGCUAAUCAAAACAGCUGGGUCGAGGCAGAACUUCCACUCAGGCCUUCGAUGACUCCCAGGAACUGAGACUGAUGCUAAAGACCAGCAGCAAAUGUGUGCAGUUUGAUUGAUUGAUUAACAUCCCAGAGCAUAGUUAGCUAGAGCUGCUAAUUAGUUUUGUCCGUGGUCUGAUUUUCUGGAGAAUGGAAUUAUCUUAGGAGGAUUUUUAUUUAAAUCCAAGGACUAACAGAGCCACCAGUGGGCAAGUUCUUUAACAAUCAACUGCUCAUAUAGAAGUGGAUUUGGAUACAUUUGUGUGCAAAAUUAUUAAAUGUACUGCUCAGUGUGGACGUGAAAUACGUUAACCUAACAUCUGGAUUUGUAAAUAUUUGCAAAUGAGUGUUACUUCAAUGCAGCUCGUAUUGAAUCCGGUUCUAUGAUGCAAAUUAUUCCAAAUGAAAUACUUUUUUUUUUUCUUUUUCUGUUGUUGUUGAGAUUUUGUACCGUCUCGGUGAACAAUGUUCUUGAACGUCGUCAUGAAUAAAUUGGUGUAAGGUG
Molecule: messenger RNA, 4320 nt
Organism: Ictalurus punctatus (channel catfish)
Lineage: Eukaryota; Metazoa; Chordata; Actinopteri; Siluriformes; Ictaluridae
Product: synaptotagmin-like protein 2
Exons: 17
Coding region: 685-3849 (1054 amino acids)
Biological process (GO): intracellular protein transport; exocytosis
Cellular component (GO): exocytic vesicle; plasma membrane
Molecular function (GO): small GTPase binding; neurexin family protein binding
Source: RefSeq, a predicted model, not a curated record